AAGUAGAAAUGUGCAUCAUGAGUUUAGUAUGUAUGAAGCAAUCAAUAAAUCAAACACAGAAAACGAAUCAAAAUAAUGAAAAUUGCAAAUUACUACUUUGCGUGCAUUAUGUUACUGUUGACGUUUAAAAUAUUACGCGUCAAUGGAACAACUGUAACUUUGCUGAAUCGGAAUAUAGUCACAUAUGGACAAUCAAAUCAAGUUUGUAAAAAUGGCCAGUCAACAACUGUUACAAAGGAAAUAAAUGCAGCUAUAUAUGUGUUGUCUAAUACAAGAACAAACUUUAAUGGAAAUCGAUGGAACAGAAGGAUGGAACAAUUGGACAGGGAAUCCAAAGAUGAGAAAGGUCACAUAAUUGCAUCUUCAUUUGGCGGUCCUGCAGAAGAAUGGAAUCUAGUACCACAAGACAUAAGCAUAAACAGAAAAAUAAAUGCACAAAGCAGUAUCUUAAACCGUUGGGACGAAGUUGAAAAAUGGAUACGAGAUCAAGUAAAGAAAAAUGCUGUGCCAGUUACAUAUAAAAUAAGUAUUGUGUACAGUAAUCAAAACGGAUGUAGACCAACUCAUUUUAAAAUUUCUGCAACUAACCCAAGAAAUCAAGGGAUCAAAGGAGAAUUUGAUAAUGGACCAUAUGGCUCUUUCGCAAUUUCUAGUAAUGGGUCUAAGAAUCGUCCACGCAAACCAUAGUUGGGUAACUUUUGAACUUUUGAUUACUUUUUAUUAUUAACUAUAAAUAAUUAUUAUCGUUUAUCAUGUUUUUUUUUAAUAUGGUAUUUCUCUUAAAGUAAAGCGUGAAGUAAAUAUUUAAAAAAAAACUACAAAGAUAGAUUUUAUUAAAAACAAAGUAUACUCCCCAACUAUUAAAUAAAUAUUAUUAUUACCUACAUUCAAUAGUUAUGUAAUGAUUAAAUACUACAAUUGAAAAAUAAAGAUUAUUAUUAAUUA
Messenger RNA from Adelges cooleyi (spruce gall adelgid), 945 nucleotides. RefSeq lists its product as uncharacterized. The record is from RefSeq and is a predicted model, not a curated record. Lineage: Eukaryota; Metazoa; Arthropoda; Insecta; Hemiptera; Adelgidae. The transcript has a single exon. The coding region runs from base 76 to 687 and encodes 203 amino acids.